UUAAACACCCUGAGAAAGCCACGCCCCGUUUGGGAGUUUCCAAUUUUCGCAGUCUGCGGUUGUACAAGAGUUGCCAAAUCCGCGGUUUUCACGCAGGAGUAGGUUCAUUUUUCAUCUGUUGCUGUGGAUUGUUAUUUUGCACGGGUUUAAGACUUGGCAACCCUGUAUGAACAUUUCCCGAAACCUGUGCUGCAAAGAUUUCACUUUUUCUAACUUUUGCGGAUUGUGCUUCAAGUCAAAUCUUCUAAAAUGGGAUUGGAAAUCUACUUAGAUCUGUUAUCGCAGCCUUGUCGCUCCGUUUACAUCUUUGCCAAGAAAAACAACAUCCAGUUCGACUACAAGAAGAUCUCGUUGUUUGACGGAGAGCAAUACAGUGAGGAGUUUGGGAAAAUCAGCUUAAUAAGAAAGGUACCUGCAAUCAAAGACGGGGACUUUUGCUUGGCUGAAAGUGUUGCUAUUCUGACGUACUUGGCGGAGAAGUUCAACACUCCAGACCACUGGUACCCAGCUGACCUGCAGAAGCGUGCUCUAGUAAAUGAAUACCUGUCAUGGCAACACUCGGCCAUCCGAAUACACGGAUCCAAGAUCCUCUGGUUGAAGCUCAUGAUUCCAAAAGCUAUGGGAAUGGAAGUUCCUAAAGAGAAGAUGGAUCUCGCAAUAGAGAAUCUUGAUGAUGCACUUAAAGUUUUUGAGGAGAAGUUUCUUCAAGACAGACCAUUCAUUAUUGGUGAUCAGAUCUCUUUGGCUGAUCUUGUUGCUAUUGUGGAAAUCAUACAGCCUGUAGCUGCUGGUCUGGAUGUGUUUGAGAACAGGCCCAAGCUUAAGGCAUGGAAGGACAGAGUCAAGGAAGCUAUUGGGGCUGAGCUGUUUGAUGAAGCCCACAAGAGCAUCUGGUCUUGCCAGGAGUAUGUGGAAACCGUGGAUCCUAAGAAAUUUGAGCCAUUUAAACCCAAAAUUGUGAAGUAUUUCCUCUAAUAAAAAACUGGAAAUAAA
This is a messenger RNA of Misgurnus anguillicaudatus (oriental weatherfish), 993 nucleotides long. It is a transcript of the gene gstt1b, whose product is annotated as glutathione S-transferase theta 1b. Gene Ontology annotation, biological process: glutathione metabolic process. Gene Ontology annotation, molecular function: glutathione transferase activity. NCBI's taxonomy places the organism in Eukaryota, Metazoa, Chordata, Actinopteri, Cypriniformes, Cobitidae. Gene Ontology annotation, cellular component: cytoplasm. The record is from RefSeq and is a predicted model, not a curated record.